This is a messenger RNA of Hordeum vulgare subsp. vulgare (domesticated barley), 1163 nucleotides long. RefSeq lists its product as uncharacterized. NCBI's taxonomy places the organism in Eukaryota, Viridiplantae, Streptophyta, Magnoliopsida, Poales, Poaceae. Bases 112 to 936 code for a protein of 274 amino acids. The record is from RefSeq and is a predicted model, not a curated record. The transcript has a single exon.
CAACUGAAUGGACCUCCUCUAUCUUUCAGGUAUCGGCAUGCAUUGCACCAGUAUAAAAUCUUCCUUGCUGCAGUGGCAACUCGACCAAAAACACGAAAGAAGUUUGAAGCCAUGAGGUACGGCGAGGUGGCGCACUUCAGCCACCCGCAGCACCGGCUCCGGCUGGAGCACCUGGACACGCUGUUCCGGUGCGACGGCUGCAAGGAGGCCGGCAUCGGGGCGCGUUACCGGUGCCCCGUCCAGGGCUGCGCCGCCGCCGACCACGACCUCCACCGCCAGUGCGCGCUCCCGCUCUCCCCGCCGCCGCCGCCGCUCCGCCACCCGUUCUACCCCAAGUGCGCCUUCCACUUCAUGGCGCGCGCGCCGGGCGCCCCCGGGACGCGCUACUGCAACGCCUGCGGCCGCGACGUCGCCGGCUUCGUCUACCACUGCCGCGCGUGCGGCUUCGACCUGCACCCCUGCUGCGCCACGCUCCCGCACGCCCUCGACGCCAGCGACCGUGGGGGCAGGGUCGGCGUGAGGCUCUACCUGCACCCCAAGGCCGAGGCGGCGUGCCACCGGUGCGGCCACCGCGGGCGGAGCUGGACCUACCGGAGCCACUGCAAGAGCUACAGCCUCCACGUGGCGUGCGUCAUGGACAUGGUCGUCGAGAGUUGGAACGGCGUCGGGCGGAACAAGGGCGCUAGCACCGGAGGAAGGGGCGUGUAUGACGGCGCGCUCGUGGCGGGGAGCGGCGGCUACAGGGUGCCGGUGAUAAGGGGCGCGGCGAAGAGCAGCCAUGCGAGCAGGGGAGGGUCGUACUGGGGUAUGAGGAAGGGAAAGGUGAAGCGCUGCUGUGAGAUCGCGGGGUUCGCGGCGCAGGUGGUCAUCUCCGCGGUGCUCGGUGACCCCACCGCGCUCAUAGCCGGCGUCGUCGGCUCGCUCAUGGCGCGGUGACCACCGCCGGCCGCCAGCGCGCUCUUGGAGUGAAACAUGUUGUAAAUAGUAAACCGUACUCCGGACGUAACCCACCUGGCGCUGCAUGCAAGUUAUAUAACGGGUGUCCACGUGAGUGGAUCAAUGUCCCCACCUGUCAGUGUAGCAGUUAUUAGUCUCUUUAUAUAAACCCUUAUUAUUAAUUAAUCUCGUUCGUCAAGUCUGGAACAGACCUUAAACUAGUAAAA